AUGUGGAUUGUUUUCCUGGGUGCCGAUGGCGGUUUGGGCCACAUUGUCGUUCAGUAUGUGCCCAAAACAACGGGCAUGCGCAUGACUGGCUUCGACGGAGGCGAUAACAAGGCGGGCCUCGUCAAAUCUCUCGGGGCUGAUGCCUUCUUCGAUUUCUCCAAAGGAAAGGACAUUCUGGCCCAAGCCAUGGAGCUGACCACACACGGGGCGCACAGUGUGCUUUGCUUUGCGGCCACAAAACAGACCUAUGCAUCGGCGCCCGAAUAUGUGUAUGUUGGUGGAGCGGUGAUUAUCGUUGAGCUGCUCAAGGAUACCACCGCGGUGCCCGGUGCGCCUCCCAUCAUUUUCACGGCUAAGAGGCUGAAGAGAGUCAGCCCCAAGGACGUCGAAAUCAAUGUCACGGGAACUCCCAAUGAUGUUGAAGAAGCAUCCGACUUCGCGGUUCGAGGACACUGGUGCAUCGCAUAUCGGCUAAAGGAACCUUCGCCGACGCAACAGAAACAACGGCCACCCGGGCCGCAAUCACACCGGAGGAUCGUCUCUUCAUCAACGGAGAGUAUGAACAGCAAGAAGUUCGACAUCAUCAAUCCGGCCACUGAGAAAUUGGCAGCGAUCAUCUACAUAGCAGAUGUUGACGAUGUUGACAUCGCUGUCAAGGUCGCCAAAGUUGCGGUCACAGCCUGGACGGAGUCAGGAGCCCUGGCACCCGUGGGUUAUCUUUUCAGACUUGCCGAUGCCUUGAACAAGCAUGCCGACGAACUCGACUACCUGGACGCCAUUUGCAUGGGAAAGCCCAUAGGCAAUUUCGAGCAAAAGCAUCCCCUUUCAGUCCUUGUCAUAGGCCAUCUCUGCCAGGAGAUCGACCUGCCCAAGGGCAUGCUCAAUAUCCUCUCGGAAAUCGGUCGACCAUGCUAUGAGGCGCUCGCCAAAGACAGGGUCAGCAGGGUCCAGAUGUCAAACCAGCCACCACCAGAUCAAAUGUCAAGAGACGUACACAAAGUCAUUCCAAAUAGGGCAGAACAAUAG
This is a messenger RNA of Cladophialophora bantiana CBS 173.52, 1026 nucleotides long. RefSeq lists its product as uncharacterized. The record is from RefSeq and is a predicted model, not a curated record. The transcript has 5 exons. The coding region runs from base 1 to 1026 and encodes 341 amino acids. Lineage: Eukaryota; Fungi; Ascomycota; Eurotiomycetes; Chaetothyriales; Herpotrichiellaceae. Gene Ontology annotation, molecular function: oxidoreductase activity.